AUGAAGUCAAGUCUCAAGAAGAAUCAAAUAGUCUGGGCUAGAACAAAAGGACGUAAAUAUUUUAAUUAAUAUAUUUAGAUCCAUGGUGGCCUGGAACUGUAAUUAUUUUAUUUAUCUUAUUAAGAUUACCUAAGUAUUUGAUGGAAAUUAGUAUGCCAUUAAUUUCAUUGGUGAUGAUUCACAGUAAGGGUACAUUCACAAUAUAUAUAGCUCCAUAUUGAUGAAUGAUAAUCUUUUUGAUUUUCAAGAGAAAUUUGAAGAAUUCAACGAUAAAGUUAAAAAAAACAAAAAAUUGAAAGAAGCAAUACAAACUGCAUUAAAACUUUAAAGUAUUGCUUUUAUAAUUAUUAGAAAAAUAAAAUAAAAAGCAUAGUGAUAGUGAAUAAGAGGAUAAAAAGAAAAAUACAAAAAGCAAACUAAAUUUACGUAAAAAACCUGAGACUCCUAAUAAAGAAGUAUUUUAUAAUAUUAAUAAGAAUACAUCAAAAUCUCCUUUAUAAGAAACUCCUUAGAUGCAAUAAAAAAAAUAAUAUCUAGAUAGAGAAUUUUAAGAUUUAUUGUUAUUAUUGAUAGCUGCAUAAUUGAAUUACGAUUAAAUUAAAUAGAAAUUGACACCAAUUCUUGAUACUAUUGAAGCAUAAGUGGCUCAAAAUAGUACAAUUACUGAAGUCUUAUCUGAGAGGAAAGGUUCCAUCCUUAAUGCUGUCUAUUUAAUAUUGAAACAUUAAAGUGAAUAAAAUCCAGAUCACUUUUUUUAACGAGAUAUUCAUUAAUAAAUAACAAGAUUGCAUGAUUUAAUUAGUAAAUUAAAAAACUCAUUAUUAAAUCAAUUCUUCAAUGCAGCUAAUGUUAUUUAAAAUUUAUCAGGAAGUAAUUAAUUAAUUUAUACUAAUAUUUUAGGUUAAGUAUUCACAUCAAUAAUAAAUCAAGAUAAUUAAAAUGAUAAGAAACUAUAAUAAGUUUAAUAAAAACCAUAACAAAAAUAGAAUAUAGAGAAUCCAUCAUAAACAAAAAUACAAAAAAAGAAAAAUAAAAAUGAACAUAAAAUAUAGAACAAUUAAUGUAAUACUUAAAUUCCUGAGAAUAAUUCUGUUUAAAAUAAUAAUCCAUCUAAUUAAUAGAAAAAAGAAUAAAUUUCUAAUGAGGAAGCAAAAAUUGAAGAUAAGAAAAAUGUUAAUGAAUAAACUAAAAUAGUUAAAUAAGAUGUAGUUGUUUAGAAAAAAACAUAAAAAAAAAAUGAAAUACCAGAUUAAGCUUUAAGAAGAAAAGUUUGUCUGAAUAUGUUAGAAUUAGUUUAAUUGUUAGGGAUGGAAGAGGAAUAAGCUAAGAAAAUUACAAUAAAAAUUGAGAGUUUAGGGAGGGAAGCAGAUCCAUUAAUGAGAAAUAAGUAUGCUAAAUUGAUGUGGCAUUGCAUAGUUAAUUUAGAUGUAUAUGAUAGAUAAAUGUGAUUUUAGUGUAAAUUAUUAAAAAGAGAAGAGUUAUUGAAUUUGAUAGAUGAAAAUGCAGAUCAAAGUGAUGUUUGGACUAAAUUAACAUUAUAACCAUUAGAUAGAACAAGGAAAUUGAUUCAUAUAUGA
Molecule: messenger RNA, 1577 nt
Organism: Paramecium pentaurelia
Lineage: Eukaryota; Ciliophora; Oligohymenophorea; Peniculida; Parameciidae
Source: the annotation of a GenBank genome assembly